AUGCAGGACGAACAGCAUGAGGAAUUGCCACCUAGCCCUUCAUUCGAGACGCUAGAUUCAUUGAGGCAAGACAAUGACAAUGAAGCGAUACAACCUCCCAAUGCUCCGUCGCCAAUUCUUGAGCGACGGGUGGCGUCAUCUGACGCCUUUCCGCCUCAGUUGUCUUCGCGCCAUCGCUGCGGUGAAGGGAGCAACGCCCCGUCCUUGUUGAAUCUCAACCGGCAGCUCGAGGAUUUGUCGCGUGAUAUCCAACAGCUCAACGCCCGUUGCAGGUCCGACUCCAUGCCGAAUAUCAACAAGACACCCCUGAGGCCACAACAUCUUCUUCCCGAAAAGCAACUUCAGUUGCUCAAGCAGCGGCUUCCGCACCUCAACAGUGCCUUGUCGGCGCGAGGCGCUUCGACGCCAUCAAGAACAGGGCGAGAGUCAUCGCAGCGCCGCCAAGACGCACUUCCCACAGUGUCACCCAGUCCCCCACGAUCGCGCUGCGCCACAUCAGUCACGCGCCCGUAUCAAAGCAAACAAGAAACACCGUGCUCUUCUCGCGUUUUUCCCGGACGAGCCUCGGAACGGCCCAUUGCAUCUCCUUCUUCUCCAUCAAUUGCAGCAAACAUGGAUUCCGUCACCCCAGCAGCUGUUACCGAAGACCCGCAGGCGGACGGCAAGCAAUGUGCGAUAAUGCGAACACGCGGCGGCCGCAUACGCGUCGUUGUGCGUAAGCGGCCGUUGCCCCCGGAUGAAAACAGUUGUGAUUGUGUUUCUAUGGACCCACCUAAUGUGAAGGUUGCGGUGCGGAAGCAGCGUGUGGACCUUACGGAGUAUGCGGAUGUGAAUGACUUUACCUUUGAUGACGCUUUCGGUGAGGAUAAACACAAUGAACAUGUGUUCAAUUCGUGUUGUAAGGAACUCCUAGAGACAACAUUGCAAGGUGGUAGUGCCUCAUGUUUCGCAUAUGGCCAAACAGGAAGUGGCAAAACGCAUACAAUGCUUGGUAACAGCGGAGAGCGUGGCCUUUAUAUAUUAGCCGCCGCCGCCAUUUUCAGUUCAUUAGAGAAGGAUCAGGAGGUGUAUGCCUCGCUCUAUGAAAUUUACUGUAACUCGCUGUUUGACUUGCUCAACAAUCGCUCGCCCGUCGUGGUCCGUGAGGAUCAUAACCGUCGCAUGCAGAUAACCGGCCUUACGUGGCAUGCCGUUACGUCGGCUGAGGAGCUUCAGCUGCUGAUCAACAGUGGAGCUGACCAGCGGAGUACUGGAAGCACAACUGCUAAUGAACGUUCCAGCCGUUCCCACGCAGUGCUCACCAUUCAGGUUAGGGAUCGCGAGGACAACAGGUUCUGUGGCACGCUGAACCUUGUGGAUCUAGCAGGUAGCGAACGCGCGGCCGAUACCGCCACUAAUGAUCGUCAGACACGGCAGGAAGGUGCGGAAAUUAAUAAAUCAUUACUCGCCCUCAAGGAGUGUAUCCGUGCGCUAGACGAAAAGAAGAAGCAUGUUCCCUUCCGUGGGUCGAAGUUGACGGAGAUUCUACGGGACAGCUUCAUUGGAAAUAGUCGUACUGUUAUGAUUGCUAACAUAUCGGCAUCGUCACAAAACUACGAGCACACCCUCAACACACUGCGAUAUGCCUUUCGCGUGAAAGGUUUGAGCAUUGUCAAUUUUGAGCCGAGCCGCGCCCGCAAUGCACCACGGCCACUGAAACCAAUUGUCCCAGACGUUAAUCCUGCGCAGGGUGUCCCUUUGAUGAGCGGUGUGCCGUCAAGAACAACACCAGGUCGAAGGAGAACAGCAUCAUCAAACGUUACCUCGCAUGCUGCCGCGGGAGCUGCAGCUCCUCCAGCCGCUAGCCAUGCCAAAGGAUACAAUUCUAUGGUUCCUGUUACUACUAGACGCAAUGUCUCGUCCAACAAUACGCCCUUCAACUUGCGAAACAACGCUGGCAGUCCCUUCCGUGGCGGUGCGCAGGGGAACAACGUCGACUCAAGGGCCGACGAUGAACAAGUCGCUGAGUACGUUCGACGACUCACACGAGAAAAGGUGAUGAAUAUCCUCCCGCAGACGAAAUUGAAUGAAGCACGUGAACAGCCGUCCCCCAAGAACGACUACAGUCUGCAAGAUGAAAGCUGCAGCUUUUCCUUUAACCAUGAGUUGAUGAAAGAACUAGAGGACCGUGUUGUGGAAGAGAUCAAGGCUGAGUUGACGAAGGCCAUCAAAGAUGUUUUGCUGAAACGCGACAAGACAUUUCUCAGGCUCCGCCGUGAGAAGGCGCUGUUAAUGAGGGCAAAUACGGAAUUAGAGAAGCGUAUGGCCGAUUGUCCCCACUGUAAGGGGCAAGCAAUUCGACCGGUGCAGCAGCAACCGAAUUAA
Trypanosoma brucei brucei TREU927 is the source of this 2364-nucleotide messenger RNA. RefSeq names its product mitotic centromere-associated kinesin (MCAK), putative. Gene Ontology annotation, molecular function: ATP binding; microtubule binding; microtubule motor activity. NCBI's taxonomy places the organism in Eukaryota, Euglenozoa, Kinetoplastea, Trypanosomatida, Trypanosomatidae. The coding region runs from base 1 to 2364 and encodes 787 amino acids. The record is from RefSeq and is a predicted model, not a curated record. Gene Ontology annotation, biological process: microtubule-based movement. The transcript has a single exon.